This is a messenger RNA of Nomascus leucogenys (northern white-cheeked gibbon), 5187 nucleotides long. It is a transcript of the gene LDB3, whose product is annotated as LIM domain binding 3. Gene Ontology annotation, biological process: heart development; muscle structure development; actin cytoskeleton organization. Gene Ontology annotation, molecular function: muscle alpha-actinin binding; actin binding. NCBI's taxonomy places the organism in Eukaryota, Metazoa, Chordata, Mammalia, Primates, Hylobatidae. Gene Ontology annotation, cellular component: filamentous actin; stress fiber; Z disc. The record is from RefSeq and is a predicted model, not a curated record.
CACGUCUCCCGAGGGAGGCAGAUGGAGGGAGGCCGGCCUUCGCCUUUAAGAGCACUCUCCUGCCACCCCUCCCUUUCCCCAGAGGCAAGCUUCAUCAGGCAGGAGCCAGAGGCCAGAGAGAGAGCGUGCAGCUCCAGAGGCGGCCGCUGACAGCACCAGCAUGUCUUACAGUGUGACCCUGACUGGGCCCGGGCCCUGGGGCUUCCGUCUGCAGGGGGGCAAGGACUUCAACAUGCCCCUCACUAUCUCCCGGAUCACACCAGGCAGCAAGGCAGCCCAGUCCCAGCUCAGCCAGGGUGACCUCGUGGUGGCCAUUGACGGCGUCAACACAGACACCAUGACCCACCUGGAAGCCCAGAACAAGAUCAAGUCUGCCAGCUACAACUUGAGCCUCACCCUGCAGAAAUCGAAGCGUCCCAUUCCCAUCUCCACGACAGCACCUCCAGUCCAGACCCCUCUGCCAGUGAUUCCCCACCAGAAGGACCCCGCUCUGGACACGAACGGCAGCCUGGUGGCACCCAGCCCCAGCCCUGAGGCGAGGGCCAGCCCAGGCACCCCAGGCACCCCGGAGCUCAGGCCCACCUUUAGCCCUGCCUUCUCCCGGCCCUCCGCCUUCUCCUCACUCGCCGAGGCCUCUGACCCUGGUCCUCUGCGGGCCAGCCUGAGGGCCAAGACCAGCCCAGAGGGGGCCCGGGACCUACUCGGCCCGAAAGCCCUGCCGGGCUCAAGCCAGCCGAGGCAAUAUAACAACCCCAUUGGCCUGUACUCGGCAGAGACCCUGAGGGAGAUGGCUCAGAUGUACCAGAUGAGCCUCCGAGGGAAGGCCUCGGGUGUCGGACUCCCAGGAGGGAGCCUCCCUAUUAAGGAUCUUGCCGUAGACAGCGCCUCCCCUGUCUACCAGGCUGUGAUUAAGAGCCAGAACAAGCCGGAAGACGAGGCUGACGAGUGGGCACGCCGUUCCUCCAACCUGCAGUCUCGCUCCUUCCGCAUCCUGGCCCAGAUGACGGGGACAGAAUUCAUGCAAGACCCUGAUGAAGAAGCUCUGCGAAGGUCAAGGCCCCAGGCCUCUUCCUACAGCCCUGCAGUGGCCGCCUCUUCAGCACCUGCCACCCACACCAGCUACAGUGAGGGCCCCGCUGCCCCUGCACCCAAGCCCCGGGUUGUCACCACUGCCAGCAUCCGGCCUUCUGUCUACCAGCCAGUGCCUGCAUCUACCUACAGCCCGUCCCCAGGGGCCAAUUACAGUCCCACUCCCUACACCCCCUCGCCUGCCCCUGCCUACACCCCCUCACCUGUCCCCACCUACACUCCAUCCCCAGCACCAGCCUAUACCCCCUCACCUGCCCCCAACUAUAACCCUGCACCCUCGGUGGCCUACAGCGGGGGCCCUGCAGAGCCUUCCAGCCGUCCCCCCUGGGUGACAGAUGACAGCUUCUCCCAGAAAUUUGCCCCGGGCAAGAGCACCACCUCCAUCAGCAAGCAGACCCUGCCCCGGGGGGGCCCAGCCUACACCCCAGCGGGUCCCCAGGUGCCACCACUUGCCAGGGGGACCGUCCAGAGGGCUGAGCGAUUCCCAGCCAGCAGCCGGACUCCACUCUGCGGCCACUGCAACAAUGUCAUCCGGGGCCCAUUUCUGGUAGCCAUGGGCCGUUCUUGGCACCCUGAAGAGUUCACUUGUGCCUACUGCAAGACUUCCCUGGCAGAUGUGUGCUUUGUGGAAGAGCAGAACAACGUUUACUGUGAGCGAUGUUAUGAGCAAUUCUUUGCCCCGCUGUGUGCCAAGUGCAACGCCAAAAUUAUGGGGGAAGUAAUGCAUGCCUUGAGACAGACAUGGCACACCACCUGCUUCGUCUGUGCGGCCUGCAAGAAGCCUUUCGGGAACAGCCUCUUCCACAUGGAAGAUGGGGAGCCCUACUGCGAGAAAGACUACAUCAAUCUGUUCAGCACCAAGUGCCAUGGCUGCGAUUUCCCCGUGGAGGCUGGCGACAAGUUUAUCGAAGCCCUGGGCCACACCUGGCACGACACCUGCUUCAUUUGCGCAGUCUGCCAUGUGAAUCUGGAGGGGCAGCCGUUCUACUCCAAGAAGGACAGACCCCUGUGCAAGAAGCACGCACACACCAUCAACUUGUAGGCGGCCAAGGCUGCCUGUGCUGACGAGGCCCGGAGCUGCUCCUGCUGCUGGCAACAAAGGAUUCGGGAGGCUGAUGUUUCUUCUGAGGGGAAUGGGGAGAGAGAGGAAGCGACUGAGCCCUUUGGAAGUAUAAUUUUAGGUUUUUUCUUCUGUACACAGAUCGUGUAUUUGCAUAGUUCAGACUAGGAGCCAAAUGAAGACUCAAAACCAAGCUAGUUAUUAAUCCAAGACUGGAAUUGUACUUCAGACAUUUAGAGCAGAAUUCCAAGAACUCAAAAGUGAAAAGCAACAAGCAGCUUUCCCAAAGCGAUACACUUGCUGUGGUCACCAGAGAAGGACAGAGCUCAGAGCAGCUAUGGAGAAUCUGAAGCAUUCUGCGGAGUUCUUAAGCGCUCCCCUGGCAAACAAAUUGAAGUGCCAAACAGCACUCACUGCAGGGUAUUUUUAGAGUUGUAGCUGAGAGCUUGUUAGCUAAGACCCACUGGGCUUUCCUCACCAAAAAAGGAAGUGUUAUUCCAUUACUAGCGUCAUGGAGCUACCUCUGCGCAUCAGACUUCAGACCUUGAACAAACUUAAAACCUUCUAAUGGGAGCCCAGACGUCCAAAGAGAUGUCUUCUGGGAGCCACUGGGCAAUUGCCAGGGCUCCAGGAAGGGCUCUGGCUCAGGUUGCAGACCGCUGAGAAAAGAUGGCCCUGUCAGCCACCCUCUCUCAGUCUGAAACAUCCAACAUCCCCAGAAGGCUUAGCUCCUUUUUGAAUUGUGAUGGGAAAGUGGAAUUGGGUUUUUCCAAUUUUGCUCUGUGGUGUGUGAGAGAUUUUUUAAAGGCUUUGAGUUGUCUUUGGCCUUUGUUUAGCUUUAAGGGUUCAUUAGCAUGAGUGUCUAGUCGUAUGCAUGACUUUCACCCCAACCUGUGACUGCUCACUUAUGACGUCUCCCCCAGUACCCUCCAUCUCAAAUAGGCUUGGUAGCCUGUGGAAAAGAAGAGAGACAGAGAGACUGUCUGAAACAGGAUGGCAGAAUAGGCUCACAUGCCCAAACUCUGGGUGGGGAAGAGGAAACUUACUUUCUGCUACCCUCAGUAAGAACACAUGAGGAGGCAGGACCUCCCACCUUCAGGUCUGCAUCAUCCUUUUCAAAUGUUCCUUUAAACGCAGCACACUGAGUUUGUACAAUUGUGUUAACUGCUGGAAGGAACAGAUGCACUGAUAUAUAUGCAUUUGCUGUUUUGGCCAGUAUUUUGAAAAUGUAUGAGCUGAGUUGAUCUAGCUGUUAUUUAAGUAUUUAUUGAAGUAGAGGGGCCUUCAAACUACUUUAUACUAGUGAUAGUUUGAGUUAGGUAAGCAUCUUAAAGCUGUUUGGUGAUAAAGAAGGCAGCUUAGAUUCUGUGGUUGGAAACAGUGUAGUCACUUUCCUUUUUAGGAAGCCCUGUUAAUAUGCUCAUCGAAAACAUGGCAUUGAAGCAGGCAGUUUGCAUGGAUGUUUCUCACUUGAGCACGAUAUUUAGGCUCUCUUCCAACUCACUCUAUUCUGUCCUCACUCCUGUUUUGGAUUUUUCUCUUUGCACGUUUGAAAUGUUUUAUGGGAAUGUAUUAGAACUCUUUUCUUCUAAGGACUGAGACUUCCACGGGACUGCCAUCUUACCUGAGUGUCUCUUCUCCAUGAGGGAGAAGGAAGCAGCUAGCUGUGUCCCUAGCUGCAGGAAGCCCCUAUUUUUUCCAAGCACGAAGCCACCAGUCUCCCCCAGGGAGCACCAGGGAGGGACAUGGAUGUGCUCCUGCCACAGGGCCCUUCCUACCUUUGGAUCUGUGAGAAGGUGAAUACAAAGCAGCAGGCAGAGUAAAAUCUGCUGGGACUGCCUGGAGAUUUGUCAGGAGUUGCAGACAAGUACCUUGCAGCAUUCUGUUAUUUUUGGAAAGUUCAAAUAUGCAGGGACAAGGAGGUUACUGACUGUACUGACAGGCUCUAAGUAGUUUUCUCAAAAAACUAUCUAUUCAAUUAUCAGGGACUAGUCUUGAGGAAAGAAAAAAAAAAACGUUCCCCGAAUUCUGUUUCCAAAAUCUCUUUUUAAAGGUUUUACACACACACAUGCACACACACACACACGAUCAUUAAAAAGUGUAUGAUCAUUAAGAAGAAAAGUAAAAUAUCUCAAAGGACAGUUUCACCACAGUCCUUUAUUGAAUCAAUUUUUCUGCAUUUCAGAGCAAUUGUAGAUUCUGAGGGACUCUUAUUUGCCAAAAAGACAAAACUAGCAAAAAAAAAAAAAAACACUUAAAAGGUAGCAGGAAAAGAAGGUAGUUUUGAAUGUGGUUCACUCAGUGUCUGUGAGUCUGGUGUAGUGUCAGGAGUAAGGCUGUGUCUAGUUCGUUUACAUUGUGGAUGUCCUACAACACUAAACAGAAUUUUUCAUAAUCCAUGGUGGGGAGCACACUUUGGAGCUACAGUUCUUGUCUCCUCAUUGUUGACAUUAAUUUAACAUUUAUAGGCCAGGCGCAGUGGCUCACGCCUGUUAUCCCAGCACUUUGGGAGGCCGAGGCAGGUGGAUCACCUGAGGUCAGGAGUUUGAAACCAGCCUGGCCAAUAUGGUGAAACCCCAUCUCUACUAAAAAUACACAAAAUUAGCCGGGUGUGGUGGCAGGCGCCUGUAGUUCCAGCUACUUGGGAGGCUGAGGCAGGAAUCUCCUGAAUCCUGGAGGCGGAGGUUGCAGUGAGCCGAGAUCAUGCCAUUGCACUCCAGCCUGGGCAACAAGAGCGAAACUCCGUUGCAAAAAAAAAAAAAAAAAAAAAAUUAUAACCACAACUUUUUGCAAUGGAGUGACUUAUAUCUGCAGCUUAUAUCUGCAGUGUUUGUGUUAGGAACCUAGCUUUUAUAAUGUUAACUUUUUAACUCAGUAUUUGGGAUUUUUUGUUUUGUUUUUGGAAAAAUUUCAGAAGUGGAAUGUAGCGUGUUAAAGGCGUGCACAAAAAUAUUUUGCAUGUGCUUUUUUUUUUUUUGCCUGUGUGAAUUCUACUUUUUAGCAAAAAUAAAGCCCUCCAAAGGAUGUGCAAAUACAGA